GCCCCUCUCCUGAACGCUUGUUCUUCUCUCGGCCGCCCCCUUCCCCGUGCCGAGAUGGAGUUUGACUCGUACCAGCAUUACUUCUACGAUCACGACGCCCAGGAGGAUUUCCACCGCUCCACGGCGCCCAGCGAGGACAUCUGGAAGAAGUUCGAGCUGGUCCCCACGCCCCCGCUGUCCCCGCUGGGCACCCUCGGGGACAAGGGAUGCUGCUCGGGGGCCGAGGAGCGCCCGGGAUGGCUCUCCCGGUACUGCCUGGCCGGGGAAGAGCCGGAGUAUCUCAUAGGGACGGGGCAGAUCUUCGGCAACCUGAGCGCUUUCAUCCUCAAGGAUUGCAUGUGGAGCGGUUUUUCAGCGCGGGAGAGACUGGAGAAGGCGAUGACAGAGAAACUUUCCACGGGCACGCAGAGAGCCACCCCGCACAAACCAUCCUUCGCGCAGGAUUUUGGGUUCAGCAGCUCCGUCAGCGAGUGCGUGGAUCCCGCUGCCGUCUUCCUUUGCCCGCUGGCCGAGAGCAAGAUCCCCGCAUCGUCGGGAUCCGAGGGCCAGAGCGAUUCGGAAGGUGAAGAGAUCGACGUGGUGACGGUGGACAAGAGACAAUCUCUCAGCCUGAGGAAGCCGGUGACCAUCACGCUCCGUGCCGACCCCCUGGACCCCUGCAUGAAACGUUUCCACAUCUCCGUCCACCAGCAGCAGCACAACUACGCCGCCCGCUCGCCGCCGGACUCCUGCCCCCCGCCCGAGUCACCCCAGCAGGAGCAGGAGGAGGACGAGCCACCCAGCACUGUGGAACCAGCCCCUGCUGCCACCCUGCCUGAGCCUGGCUUGCCAAAACCCAGCAGCAACCCCGGCUCGGACAGCGAGGACGUGGCCAAGAGGAAAAAUCACAAUUACCUGGAGCGCAAGCGGCGCAACGACCUCCGCUCGCGCUUCCUGGCCCUGCGGGACCAGGUGCCCGGGCUCGCCAGCUGCCCCAAGACCCCCAAAGUGGUGAUCCUGAGCAAAUCCUCGGAGUACCUGCAGUCCCUCAUCAGUGCCGAGAGGAGGAUGGCAGCCGAGAAACGGCAGCUGCAGCUGCGCCAGACCCAGCUGCUCAAACGGAUUGCUCACCUAAAGGGGCACUAGCACCCGGUGUGCCCCCCAUCCUGCUCCCCACAACCCCCCAGCUCCUUCUCAAUUUGCACAUUUUGUUUUUUAUUUUUUGGUUGCUUGUUGAACUGUUGGCCUUGGGGCUGUAGAGCACGUGGCAGUGGCUGUGGGAAUGGAUCUGCAGAGUGACCCCACACAGCAUCACCUACCUGGGGUUGGCUUCCUGGCACUGUGUGUUCCAAAAUUUCCCUUGUCCCUGCUGUGAAGCUUCCUCAGUGACUGCUCCACUUCAAGAGCUCAGAUUUAUUCCCCCUCCCUGCCCCUGCACCCCUCUCUGCCAUUUGCCACCAACAGCAUUGCUGGGAGCUACCCCUGGGCAUCCACCUCACCCUAAAAAUCCCAAGCAACCACGUCUGCUUUGGCUCCUGGAAGCAGGCGGGCACAGAGCCCAGCACGGGGCUCACCUCUGGAUGGAUCCCACAGAGAUGGUGAGGGCAGGAUGUGCCUCUCACCAGGAUGAACAACACCCCGUGGGCAAUCCCCUUGCUCGGCUGGACCGUACCUCACUUCCUCGUCACUUCACGCAGUAGCUGGUCCUGGAUUUGAUGUUCUAGAAACUGCUGCUGUUAACUGCGAGUCUUAUACUGGAGGCUGUGUUUUUAUACUGUAUUUUUGUACCACUUUUUUGAGAAGUAUUGGUAAAGAGUUUGCUUUUUUUAUAUAUAUAUAAAUAUAUUAAAACUUUUUUUUUUUUUUUAAGGGGAAUUUCCUGCUGUGGGGGAGGGCUCAGUCCUGCUGCACUUUAGGGAGAUCAGGAAGGGGCUGGUUCCUGCUGGACCC
Molecule: messenger RNA, 1929 nt
Organism: Sturnus vulgaris (Common starling)
Lineage: Eukaryota; Metazoa; Chordata; Aves; Passeriformes; Sturnidae
Gene: MYCL
Product: MYCL proto-oncogene, bHLH transcription factor
Biological process (GO): regulation of DNA-templated transcription
Molecular function (GO): protein dimerization activity; DNA-binding transcription factor activity
Source: RefSeq, a predicted model, not a curated record